AUGGAGAAGGGCAGACGACCAAACCUGUCCCCCAAGAAAAAGAUGGGGAAGAAAAACCCAACCGACACCGCUGAUCCUGUGAAGAACUUCGAGCGAUGGAAGAAGAAAUACAAUAAGACAAAAACACGAGUCAAACAGGAGAAAAGACAGAAAAGGAAACCUGAAUGGCAGGUGGAGAAAGAAGUUAUUCAACGUCUUGUCAACAAAUAUAACGAGGUAAACAACGUUUUUGUUUUUAUCCUACGAGGUUGGGCGAGACUAGUUAACGUAGAUAGCUAGGGCCGCGUUCAGCAGAAUUGAGAUAGAAAUAGGCAAUGUAGAUCAAACAUGCCUUCAUGGCAUGUCUAUCUGCAACGUUGGAGAACGGCUGGCAACUGAACAUGUCCUAGGACUGUAAAUGAGCUAGCUAUCUAGCUAGCUAUCACAUCUUCAGUCUUAUCAAAGCAAUCUCCUGUCCCAUAAGACAUUUUAGGAAGUCCUAGGUUACAUAACGAUAGCUAGUUGACGUUUAUAUUGUAAUGUUAGCUAAAUUAUUGCUGUUGACAAUGAUUUGUAUCAUAUCAUUACUUCUGGGGCAGUGUAGAUACACUUGAACAAUUCUUUCUUCUAGAUAAAUGCCAAGGAUGCUGAGAGGUUUUCAGAUUUCCCCAUCUCCAAGAAUACCCUGCGAGGUAAACAUAAAUUGGUUAUGAAAUGGCGUUGACUGUGUUUGCCAGUACAUGCAAUAUGGACCAACAUGCCAUUGGCAAACAUCUUAUACCGUAUCUUGUUUAGGAUUGAGUUUUGUUGUUUACCCCAGGUCUGAUGGAAGCACAGUAUCGUCAGCCCACAGAAAUACAGAGACAGACCAUUGGCUUUGCAUUGCAAGGUAAAGAUGUUCUGGGCGCUGCAAAGACUGGCUCUGGGAAAACACUGGCCUUUCUCAUUCCUGUGAGUACCCAAUUGUAUUCUAUAUCUGCAAUAUUGCAAGCUGAUAUGAGGCAAAUGCAAUGUGCAUCCAUUAUUUGAGUCUAUUGAUGGCAUGUCAUUGCCUUUCACACGUGUUUGGUUUCAUUUCCAGGUAUUGGAAUGUUUGUAUCGUCAGCAGUGGACAGCAAUGGAUGGCCUCGGGGCCCUCAUCAUCUCCCCCACACGAGAGCUGGCCUAUCAGACCUUCGAGGUGCUCCGUAAAGUGGGCAAGAACCAUGAGUUCUCUGCCGGCCUCAUCAUUGGCGGAAAGGUACUUAUUUACUUUCAAGUGCCUUUAUUGGUAGAUCAUUUCAUGUUGGUUUUGACACCUCUGUUGGUGGUGUUUGAAAGGAAACGUUUUGUGCCCUGUUAUUCUGUUGGAUUCCGCAACCAACCAUUGAUUAAUUUAGGCUAAGUUAAUGGACCCACCCCCACCCCCAGAGGAGGUUGCCGCCACUAUUUCGACGUAAUUUCCUUUCCUAGAGAGGAAAUGAGAGAGGAAAUGCACGAAUUGGGAGUGGGAAUUUCCAAGUGGAGUUGAUAAAAAUCAACAAAUAGGGCACUGACCACCGUCAGCCUAGCUAGCUAGCUACAGUAUCUUGCUAACCAUAUCUAGUUUAAAGUUUUAUUAGUCGUAUGUCUGGGAUAUGCAUGGUAUACUUCGUCCAACGAAAUGCUUAUUUGCAGGUUCCUUCUCGACAAUGCAACAACAAUAAGAAAUAAUGAAAGAUAAUACGAACAUAAAGUAAAUGGCAGUAUAAUAGAAUAAAUAUUUUAGCAUAAGUAUGAUACAGGAAGGCACAAUUUAUAGUCCAAUAUUUCCACGUGUAUGGGGGGCAAGUGUAUAAAUUGAGCAGUAUAAUAAGAGUCUGGUAGCAGCAGUUGUGGUGUGUGUGUAGCAUAAAUGUGUAUAUUCUGAACAAAAAUAUAAACACAACAUUUAAAGUGUUGGUCCUAUGUUUCAUGAGCUGAAAUAAAAGAUUCCAGAAUUUUUCCAUACGCACAAAAAGCUUAUUUCUCUCAAAUUUUGUGCCAGAAUUUGUUUACAUCUAUGUUAGUGAACAUGAAUUAUUUGCCAAAAUAAUCCAUCCACCUGACAGGUGUGGCAUAUCAAGAAGCUGCUUAAACAGGAUGAUCAUUACACAGGUGCAUCUUGUGCUGGGAAAAAUAAAAGGCCACUCUAAAAUGUGCAGUUUUGUCACACAACACAAUGACACAGAUGUCUACAUUUUUGGGGAGUGUGCAAUUGGCAUGCUGACUGCAGGAAUGUCCACCAGAGCUGUUACCAGAUAAUUGAAUGUUCAUUUCUCUAGCAUAAGCCUCCUCCAAUGUAGUUUUAGAGAAUUUGGCAGUACAUCCAACUGGCCUCACAACCGCAGAGCAAGUGUAACCACGUCAGCUUAGGACCUCCACAUCUGGCUUCUUCACCUGUGGGAUCGUCUGAGACCAGCAGCCCGGACAGCUGAUGAAACUGAGGAGUAUUUCUGUGUGUAAUAAAGCCCUUUUGUGGGGAAAAACUCAUUCUGAUUGGCAGGGCCUGGCUCCCCAGUGAGCCACACCCCCGCCCAGUCAUGUGAAAUCCAUAGAUUAGGGCCUAAUUUAUUUAUUUAAAUUGACUGAUUUCCUUAUGAACUGUAACUCAGUAAAAUUGUUUAAAUUGUUGCAUGUUGCGUUUAUUUUUGUUUAGUAUAUGUGUGUGCAUGCGUGAGUGCAUGUGUGCUAAGGUGCGGAGAAUCCGAGCAGGUGGUCAGUCCAGUUCAAGUGUUGAGCAGUCUGAUGGGUUGUAGAUAGAAACGGUCUCUGAGCCUGUUGGUAUCAGACCUCAUGCUCCGAUAACGGCUCGUGGCUGGGGUGUGUGGGGUCCUUUGAUGCUGCGUGCCUUCAUCAGGCACCAUUUCGAGUAGAUUACCUCGAUGGGUCGGGGCACGGUCCCAGUGAUGUACUGGGCUGUCUUCACCACCCGCUGGAGGGCCUUGCGGUCGUGGACGGAGCAAUUCCCGUACCAGGCCAUAAUGCAACCAGUCAGGAGGCUCUCAAUGGUGCAGCGGUAGUAUUUGGAGAGGACACCGGGCGGGAUGCCAAAUUUCUUCAGCUGCCUUAGGAAGUAGCGAUGCUGUUGCACCCUCUUGACAAGAGGUUGUGGUGGUGUUGGUCUAUGACAAAUCCUCGUGAUGUGGACGCAGAGGAACUUAAAACUUGUGAUUCUUUCUACUACAGUCCUGUUGAUGUGGAUUGCGGAAUGUUCCCUCCUCUGCUUCCUGAAGUCAACAAUCAACUCCUUUGUUUUGCAGAUGUUGUGGGAGAGGUUGUUGUCAUGACACCACAAUGUCAGUUCACUUACCUCCUCCCUAUCGGCUGACUCAUCAUUGUCGGUUAUCAGGCCUGCAACCGUGGUGUCGUGAGAACUUGAUGAUGGAGUUGGUGUUGUGCAAAGCCACACAGUUGUGGGUGAACAGGGAGUACAACACAGGACUGAAGACACACCCCAGGGGGGGCCCUGUGUUUAGCGUCAGUGUGGAGAUGUUGUUGCCAAUCCUCACAGCCUGUGGUCUGCCCGUCAGGAAGUCCAGGAUCCAGUUGCAGGGUGGUGUCCAGACCCAGGGCUCUGAGCUUGGUGUCUAGCUAGCUAAUGUUAUCUGUUGCAUUUUUUUUUUUUUCACUGUAGUCAAAACAUUAGCCAGCUGGUUCUGGUGCUGGAUUUGUCAUAAGUAUUGAUUUAGGAAAAACUUCACGACAGAUGGAAACCGUUAACCUAUCUUUGACUUCACCAUCUAUUGUUAUCUCCAAAGAUUUGGCAUCUUCCAUAAAAUGCAGCCGAGAAUCCGCCAUAGAAAUAGUUAGAAAGAAUAAGAUGACGCUCCAGUAAUAUGGUUAACUAUUGAAAGCAAUGUUCCCUCACUUUUUUCGGUGCAAACUUGAACGUUGUGAAAAUUCUGUGCAGCUUCUGGUGUGUGUUUAUUGUGAACACUGAGGCUUUACCCGCUUUAAGUUACCAUUAUAACAGUGGCCAAGUAGGCUACUGUGGCUAUUUUGAUCAUAAUGUAGGCCUAUUAGACUGGUCUACCAUCAGAAACAAUGGAGAAAAUGCAUCUGUAACAUUUGAACAUGGUAAUAGUUGUUCUAUCAUUCAGCCUACUGUAGCAGCCAAUAUGUGGUGUUCAAUGUAGGGCUACAUUCCAUGAGACUUUUGGGAAAAAAUAUUCCAGGCUUGACAUUAACCUGUUUAUCUACUUGUCCUUCAGACAAGGAGGUGACUGAAAAUGUGUUGUUUGAUUCAAGAAACCACUUUACAAAAUUAAGUUGGAUUAUUCCCAUACCAUAUUACAGAGAAUCUGACAAAUUAUGCUACCCUCUGCCUAUUGGCUACUUAGCUUAUUCUAGCCUGUCUAAAAAUACAACACUGCCCAUUUAAGACAUAAAACAAAAGCUCUUUACCUGACUCACUUUUCAAAAUGGCUAGAAAUGCACACAUUUUGUGCUCUUGUAGGAAGCAAUCACUCCCCCAUUGCUGACUAGAAAUGAGCUAUAACUGGUCUAAUAACUCAGUAGCAAAGAAUAUGAACGAAUGUGCACACGUGGCUACAUGCAGCUCUUGCUUUGAUCUCAAAACAAGCCCAUCUACUCGCAACCACUGGUGUGCCUAAAUAAAAAUUGCAGGUCGCACAGCAAAAUAUUUUGGUGCAUAUGCGAGUAAAAUGGGCACACUGUAGAGCCCUGCAAUGACUUUGCUCAUGAUCAUGCACACCGACAUGUAACUAUAAAAGCCAAUUUAUGCUUGAUCUGAAAACGUGGUCGGCGGCUCAGUAUAAAGGGUGUGACGCAACUCCGGAGGCACGCAGAGGCCAAAUUGAGCUCCGUACCGUAUCACCGUGCGCCUCCCAAAUUUUGUAACAAUACGGAUGGCUACGUAUAGCUCCGCAUUGACAUGAUUGGUUGACAGUAGGUGGGGCGGGAGGUCCUGUAUAAACACAAACUCACUUCCUUGACAACUUCCUUCACAACAGCUUUGCGCUACGCAAGGAGUUUAAAUGCCCUGACUUCUGCAGAGGUCUUAUCACCAUAAAUGCUGCACGGCCAAUGCAAACGUAAAGCUUUGUAUUAAGGACAUAAAGUUCCUUUCUUUGCCACAUUUUUUGCAGUUUUACUUUAGUGCCUUAUUGCAAACAGGAUGCGUGUUUCUGGAAUAAUUGUAUUAUGUACAAGCUUCCUUCUUUUCACACUGUCAUUUAGGUUAGUAUUGUGGAGGAACUACAAUGUUGUUGAUCCAUCCUCAGUUUUCUCCUAUCACAGCCAUUAAACUCAGUAACUGUUUUAAUAUCACCAUUGGCCUCAUGGUGAAAUCCCUGAGCGGUUUCCUUCCUCUCCGGCAACUGAGUUAGGAAGGACACCUGUAUCUUUGUAGUGACUAGGUGUGUAAUUAAUAACUUCACUAUGCUCAAAGGGAUAUCCAGUUUCUUCUUUUUUUUUUAAGUAUACCAUCUACCAAUAGGUGCCCUUCUUUGCAAGGAAUUGGAAAACCUCUCUGGUCUUUGUUGUUGAAUCUGUGUUUGAAAUGCACUGCUCGACUGAGGGACCUUACAGAUACUUGUGUGGGGUACAGAGAGCAGGUAGUCGAUCAAAAAUCAUAUUAAACACUAUUGCACACAGUGAGUCCAUGCAACUUAUUAUGUGACUUGUUAAGCACAUUUGUAUUAUUUAUUAACUUAUUAAGGCUUGCCAUAACAAAGGGGUUGAAUACUUACUUAUUUUCUCAAGACAUAGAAUUUUUUAAAUUUUUAAACAUUUCUAAAAACAUAAAUCCACAUUGACAUUAUGGGGUAUUGUGUGUGUGUGUGUGUGUGUGUAGGCCAGUGACACAAAAUCUCAAUUUAAUCCAUUUUAAAUUUGGUCUGUAACACAACAAAAUGUGGAAAAAGUCAAAGGGGUGUGAAUCCUUUCUGAAGGCACUGUAUAUCAUACUUUGACUAAAACAACUUAAAUAAAUAUGCAACUUCGGGUAAGCUCUGGCCAUUUUUUCACCUCGAAAGUGGAUUUCUACUGGUGUGGGCAUUUAAGGGACAGACUGACAUAGAAUGUCAAAUUCUGUAUGUAAAGUACAGCUGUAGUUGCCAGAGUUUUAUCUCUGUGGCAUGUUUUUUUGCAGGACCUGAAAAAUGAGUCUGAGAAGAUCCACCGCACUAACAUCAUCAUCUGCACGCCAGGACGCCUGCUCCAGCACAUGGACGAGACUGCUGCCUUUCACGCCUCCGAUCUGCACAUGCUAGGUACAUAGUUAAACCUGAGCUUCUAGGCCACCAUAAAAAUAGUUUUACUGUGGUGUGAGCAGUAUGUUGUUUAUGGACUUUUUACAUUCUUACUGUUAAUAUUAAGCAACAUUGCUUGAGUAGCACUGUUUGUUUUGAUCUGUAGUCAGAUCAUUGGAGAAUAAUAUACUUGUUUGCAAAAUCUAUGGUCUUGUGACAUGAUUGUAAUGGCAGAAAUCAUUAUAUUUGUUUAUUUAUUUUUAACUUUCAGUUUUGGAUGAGGCGGAUCGUAUCUUGGACAUGGGUUUUUCCGACACUAUCAACGCCAUAGUGGAGAACCUCCCCAAGACCCGUCAGACACUGCUGUUCUCAGCCACACAGACCAAGUCAGUGAAAGACCUGGCCCGCCUCAGCCUCAAAGACCCAGAGUACGUCUGGGUGCACGAGAAGGCCAAGUUCAGGUAGGAGCUCUAUUAUAUAACACACUUAACAAUGCCACUAUAGUCCUGUGUCAAAACUCUUAGUCUUGGCUUUUAGAAAUCUGGCGGUUGGGGUUAAUGUCACAUGGAGUUCUAUAAACUCAGGAAAUGAAAAACGGUCUCAAUUGAAAAUACUUGUGAAAGGUGAUGUGUUGAAUUCAGUCGGGAUUUCAAUGAGUCUCCGGGGCUACUCGUAGGUCAUCAUGUGAAUGUUAUUGCUCAGCGAUUGCAGGGUGCUUACAUUGAUUGCUUAUAUCGGGACAAACUGACAUCCAGUAUAUGGUAUGAAUACCAGAAAGACAAAAGUGGGCCGGUACAUUCAACAAAUACGAGCGUUGUCAUGGAUGCUCUGUGAAGUCCCUAGCCCUUCGAAAGAAUGGCGUGUCACUGUGCAGCCAGGUGCUGAAUGAUAGUGUGGUUUCUCUCCCACUAACAUAGGGUCCACCAUUAACAUAGAAUGUUUUAUCUGAAUGUCAGAAACUUCAAUCCAGUCUUAAACUGAUCAUACUGCGCUUGUUUUAUGCUCUUUCUUUUUGUGCCACUUCUUUUUCGAUGAGUUGUCUUCUGUAGCUUUUCCGAUGAGCCUUUGCUGAUAAGCUGGUUUAGUGUUUAUGCUGCUGUAAUGGCUUUGUCCUCGAUGUUAAAGCUAAUUUAUUAUAUGGGAGUAAGGAAGCACAGGCUACUGCAGCAGAGGAAGAGAUGAAAGAGGACUCUGUCAGCCUUAUCAGGGCUCCUCAGGCAGUGCACAUCAGUGUUUUAAAUUAAAUUUUACCUGAUACCUGUUACCUGCAAAGCUGGCAUGGCUUCAAAUAGCCUACUAUUUGAAAUAUUUGUAAAAUACUUUUAGUGUUUUGCUUUAGCCUGCCUGGAGUGCCAGGUUGCCGUGGGUGUGGUUUGCACUUUUGGGACUUUUCUAUUGGCUCAUUGCAACACAACAGGCAAGUUCAAACAAGCACUCAUGGUGUUUUUUAUUGGUACAUUUACAAACAUUAUUAUGAUAAAUAGAUUUGAAAUGUGUAUCUCAUUAUGGUAAGUGGUGAAAUAAGUAUAGCCAGUUAUAAUUGUAAUGGCUUAGCAGAUAAUAACAAAAGAAUAACAAUAUUUACAUGGCUCAAAGAGAAGGAAUAUAAUAUAUAUUGUUUACAGGAAACUCAUUCAACAAUUCUAGAUGAAGUUGUUUUGGAAAAACUACUGGGGGGGUGAAAUAUACUUCUCCCAUGGGCAAAGAAACUCAAAAGUGGUGAUGAUAUUAAUAAACAGUAAUUUCGAUCCAAAUGUGCAAAUUGUCCAAACAGAUCCGCAAGGUAGAUGGAUGAUUUUAAAUAUGUUAUUGGACCAUAAACAGAUAUGGCUCAUUAAUCUUUACGGACCAAAUAAUGAUGAUCCACGCUUCUUUGACAAUAUAUAUAAUAAAUUAUCAACCCUGCAAGCAAUACAAAACUCUAUUUUUAUGGUGGGAGAUUAUAAUACUGUUUUAAAUAGCUCAAUGGACAGUAAAGGAAAUCACACUACAAAAACAAUCACCCUCAUGCUCUUAAGGAAAUCGUGAAUGUCAUGGAUACAUUAGAACUAGUAGAUAUAUGGAGGCUUAAAUAUCCUGACCUAGUGAGAUAUACACGGCGGAGACUCAAUCAAGCUAGUCAUCUUGACUUCUUUCUUAUGUCCUUUUCGUUGGCACCAAAAGUUUUAAGUGUUGAUAGGGGACAGAAUGCGGUCGGACCAUCAUAUAAAUGGCAUAUACAUUUAUCUUACUGAAUAUCCACGUGGGCGAGGAUAUUGGAAAUUGAAUCAAAGCCUAUUGGAUGAUAACUUGUUUUUAACUAGGACAGAGGACUUUAUAACUGAUGUUUUCCGACAUAACAUAGGUACUGCAAAUCCCCUUAUUGUAUGGGACACUUAAAUGUGCCUUUAGAGGCCAUGCAAUUCAGUACUCAUCUCGAAAACAAAAACAAUUUAGGUCAAAAGAGUCCAUACUAAGAAAGGAAAUAGGUCUAACAGAACAGAUAGAUAGCAAUAAAAACUCUAACAUAGAGGCUCAGAAUAAAUUAGAGGAAAAACAAGAAGAAAUUGAGAAACUUAAGAAAGAUCAAGUAUAAUAUAUUAUAAAAAUAAAGCAAACUGGAUGGAAUAUGGGGAAAAAUGCACCAAUUUUCUUUUUAAUCUUCAACAUAGAAAUGCUACCAAAAAGAAUUUACUGAAACUGGUUACAAAUGACGGAGUCACCCAUGAUUCUUCAAAUGAUAUUAAGGAGGAAGCAAAGUACUUUAAGCAUAUGUUUUCGUUUCAGUCGCCUCCAUCUCCUCUAACUGAAGCUAAUUGUAGGGAUUUUUUUCUAAUGAUAAUAUAAAAUUAACAGCCAUACAGAAAGACUCAUGUGAAGGUGAAAUUACAGAGGAGGAACUUCUGGAUGCAAUUAAAGACUUUAAGUCUGGGAAAACUCCAGGGUUGGAUGGCAUACCAGUCUAGGUAUACCAAACCUUUUUUGAUAUACUCAGAGGACCAUUAUUAGCAUGUUUUAACCGCUCCUAUGUAAAUGGUAGAUUAUCAGACACUCAAGAAGAAGGUCUGAUUUCAUUAUUACUGAAACAGGAUACAAGUGGGAAAUAUAAAGAUCCAGUCCAUUAAAAAAAAUUGGAGGCCCCUUACACUUCAGUGUUGUGAUGCAAAAAUUCUAGCAAAAUGUAUAGCGCAUAGAAUUAAAAAGGUAUUGUCGGACAUUAUUCAUUCUAAUCGGACAGGUUUUUUACAUGGACGAUACAUUGGAGAUAAUAUAAGGCAAGUACUGGAAACAAUAGAACACUAUGACAAAUCUGGAAAACCAGGCCUGCUAUUCAUAGCAGACUUCGAAAAGGCAUUUGAUAAAGUACGACUGGAGUUUAUAUAUACAGUGGGGGAAAAAUAUAUUUAGUCAGCCACCAAUUGUGCAAGUUCUCCCACUUAAAAAGAUGAGAGGCCUGUAAUUUUCAUCAUAGGUACACGUCAACUAUGACAGACAAAAUGAGAGAGAAAAAUCCAGAAAAUCACAUUGUAGGAUUUUUAAUGAAUUUAUUUGCAAAUUAUGGUGGAAAAUAAGUAUUUGGUCAAUAACAAAAGUUUCUCAAUACUUUGUUAUAUACCCUUUGUUGGCAAUGACACAGGUCAAACGUUUUCUGUAAGUCUUCACAAGGUUUUCACACACUGUUGCUGGUAUUUUGGCCCAUUCCUCCAUGCAGAUCUCCUCUAGAGCAGUGAUGUUUUGGGGCUGUCACUGGGCAACACAGACUUUCAACUCCCUCCAAAGAUUUUCUAUGGGGUUGAGAUCUGGAGACUGGCUAGGCCACUCCAGGACCUUGAAAUGCUUCUUACGAAGCCACUCCUUCGUUGCCCGGGCGGUGUGUUUGGGAUCAUUGUCAUGCUGAAAGACCCAGCCACAUUUCAUCUUCAAUGCCCUUGCUGAUGGAAGGAGGUUUUCACUCAAAAUCUCACGAUACAUGGCCCCAUUCAUUCUUUCCUUUACACGGAUCAGUCGUCCUGGUCCCUUUGCAGAAAAACAGCCCCAAAGCAUGAUGUUUCCACCCCCAUGCUUCACAGUAGGUAUGGUGUUCUUUGGAUGCAACUCAGCAUUCUUUGUCCUCCAAACACGACGAGUUGAGUUUUUACCAAAAAGUUCUAUUUUGGUUUCAUCUGACCAUAUGACAUUCUCCCAAUCCUCUUCUGGAUCAUCCAAAUGCACUCUAGCAAACUUCAGACGGGCCUGGACAUGUACUGGCUUAAGCAGGGGGACACGUCUGGCACUGCAGGAUUUGAGUCCCUGGCGGCGUAGUGUGUUACUGAUGGUAGGCUUUGUUACUUUGGUCCCAGCUCUCUGCAGGUCAUUCACUAGGUCCCCCCGUGUGGUUCUGGGAUUUUUGCUCACCGUUCUUGUGAUCAUUUUGACCCCACGGGGUGAGAUCUUGCGUGGAGCCCCAGAUCGAGGGAGAUUAUCAGUGGUCUUGUAUGUCUUCCAUUUCCUGAUAAUUGCUCCCACAGUUGAUUUCUUCAAACCAAGCUGCUUACCUAUUGCAGAUUCAGUCUUCCCAGCCUGGUGCAGGUCUACAAUUUUGUUUCUGGUGUCCUUUGACAGCUCUUUAGUCUUGGCCAUAGUGGAGUUUGGAGUGUGACUGUUUGAGGUUGUGGACAGGUGUCUUUUAUACUGAUAACAAGUUCAAACAGGUGCCAUUAAUACAGGUAACGAGUGGAGGACAGAGGAGCCUCUUAAAUAAGUUGUUACAGGUCUGUUAGAGCCAGAAAUCUUGCUUGUUUGUAAGUGACCAAAUACUUAUUUUCCACCAUAAUUUGCAAAUAAAAUUCAUAAAAAAUCCUACAAUGUGAUUUUCUGGAUUUUAUUCUCUCAAUUUGUCUGUCAUAGUUGACGUGUACCUAUGAUGAAAAUUACAGGCCUUUCUCAUCUUUUUAAGUGGGAGAACAUGCACAAUUGGUGGCUGACUAAAUACUUUUUUCCCCACUGUAAAUGCCUGUAGCAUUUCAAUUUUGGAGAAUCUCUUAUAAAAUGGGUUAAAAUCUGGUAUAGUAACCCUAGGUGUAAAAUAGUUAAUAAUGGCUAUUUCUCCGAAUUUUUUAAACUGUCAAGAAGGGUAAAACAAGGUUGUCCACUAUCGGCAUAUCUAUUUAUGGCCAUCGAAAUGUUAGCUAUUAAAAUCAGAGCCACUCCUUAGUUGCCCUGGCUGUGUGUUUCGGGUCGUUGUCAUGCUGGAAGACCCAGCCACAACCCAUCUUCAAUGCUCUUACUGAGGGAAGGAGGUUGUUGGCCAAGAUCUCGCGAUACAUUGCCCCAUCCAUCCUCCCCUCAAUACGGUGCAGUCGUCCUGAACACAACCCCAAGAACACCAUCCCAACCGUGAAGCAUGGAGGUGGAAACAUCAUUCUUUGGGGAUGCUUUUCUGCAAAGGGGACAGGACGACUGCACUGUAUUGAGGGGAGGAUGGAUGGGGCCAUGUAUCGCAAGAUCUUGGCCAACAACCUCCUUCCCUCAGUAAGAGCAUUGAAGAUGGGUCGUGGCUGGGUCUUCCAGCAUGACAACGACCCGAAACACACAGCCAGGGCAACUAAGGAGUGGCUCCGUAAGAAGCAUCUCAAGGUCCUGGAGUGGCCUAGCCAGUCUCCAGACCUGAACCCAAUAGAAAAUCUUUGGAGGGAGCUGAAAGUCCGUAUUGCCCAGCGACAGCCCCGAAACCUGAAGGAUCUGGAGAAGGUCCGUAUGGAGGAGUGGGCCAAAAUCCCUGCUGCAGUGUGUGCAAACCUGGUCAAGACCUACAGGAAACAUAUGAUCUCUGUAAUUGCAAACAAAGGUUUCUGUACCAAAUAUUAAGUUAUGCUUUUCUGAUGUAUCAAAUACUUAUGUCAUGCAAUGAAAUGCAAAUAAAUUACUUAAAAAUCAUAUAAUGUGAUUUUCUGGAUUUUUGUUUUAGAUUCCGUCUCUCACAUUUGAAGUGUACCUAUGAUAAAAAUUACAGACCUCUAUAUGCUUUGUAAGUAGGAAAACCUGCAAAAUCGGCAGUGUAUCAAAUACUUGUUCUCCCCACUGUAUGUGUAUGUGUGUGUGUAUGUAUGUAUGUAUGUAUGUAUGUAUGUAUGUAUGUGUAUAUAUAUAUAUAUAUAUAUGUGUGUGUGUGUGUGUGUGUGUGUGUGUGUGUGUGCAUCCAGAAAAUCACAUUGUAUGAUUUUUAAGUAAUUAAUUUGCAUUUUAUUGCAAAGUACAAACAUAAACGACCUGAAAGAGGCCAAUCUAAAAACGUAAUGUUUGUGUGUCCAUGUAGCACGCCGGCCACACUGGAGCAGAACUACGUGGUGUGUGAGCUGCACCAGAAGGUCAACAUGCUCUUCUCCUUCAUCAGGAGUCACCUGCAGAAGAAAGUAAUAGUCUUCUUUGCCUGCUGCAAAGAGGUAAGGCUCUGCUAGUUUGUGCUAAUUGUCCUCUGUUUGGCUUAUUAUAGCUUCAUGGUCUAGUUGUAGUCUGAGCUGCAAACAUGAAGUUUCUCUUUCUCUCUCCAUCCGUAGGUGCAAUACCUGUUCCGGGUCUUCUGUCGGCUGCGUCCGGGCAUGCCCAUCCUGGCCCUGCAUGGGAAGCAACAGCAGAUGAAGAGGGUGGAGGUCUACAACGACUUCAUCAAGAAGAAGAAUGCUGUGCUCUUCGCCACAGACAUUGCAGCCAGAGGCCUAGGUAAUGCUAACACAUCAGCAGUCUACGCUACAGACUGGCUGGAUCUCUGUAGUCAGUAGGGACAGAGAUGACGGUUUGGGGCACAGCUCAAACACGGCCCCUAAAAUGACUAAUAUUUACUGCUCUGAUACCAGAGGCAGCAGGUUCUUCAUCACGGCUGCUGGUGAAUAAUAGUUACGUCCCCCCCUACUUUGCAGACUUCCCUGCUGUGAACUGGGUGUUGCAGUUUGACUGUCCAGAGGACGCCAACACAUACAUCCACAGAGUGGGACGAACCGCCAGGUAAUAACAAAUAUAAAAAAUAAUAUGCCAUUUAGCAGACGCUUUUAUCCAAAGCGACUUACAGUCAUGCGUGCAUAAAUUUUUGUGUAUGGGUGGUCCCGGGGAUCGAACCCACUACCUUGGCGUUACAAGCGCCGUGCUCUACCAGCUGAGCUACAGAGGACCACACUCUAGCCGGACCUGGAGUAAAAGGAAAGGCAUUGACUGUGUGCAGUCUGUCACAUCUGCUUGAAGGGCAUGUUUUCAUUGUAUAUGGAGAAUUAAUGAAAAUGUAUACAUACUAGGGAUUAACAUGGGUAACCAGGGUCCCAGGAACACGCUUUCCAUUUCCCAAAAUGUUUUAAUAACAAGACGCGGGAAAUUAAAACAUUUUCCCCCCAUGUCGGCACUAAUGCAAUUCCACAAAAUACACAUGUGCAGCAUCAGAUUAGCAAAAAAAAACAUUAUGGCACAUUAUCCAAACAGGUUGUCGCAUGGAAGCCUUUAGCCUAAAGUAUUUACUUCAUACUAAGUCGCCAUAAACUCAAAGCACAUGCACAGUUGACACUUCUGUACUGCACAAAUGCAGUUAAUAAACCCUACAGUAUAGCCUAUAAAAGAUGUGCCUCUUUGACCUGUCAUUGUGACUCUUCAAACAGUCACAAAUUUGAUAGGCCUAUAAAUUGCACUAUAAAUUGUGCCUUCCUGUAUUGUACUUAUGCUAAAAGUUUUUUUCUGUUCUACUGCCAUUGACUUUAUGUUCGUAUUCUUAUUUUUUACUAUUUCUUAUUGUUGCAUUGUCGAGAAGGAACCUGCAAGUAAGCAUUUCGUUGGACGAUGUACAGUGCAUUUGGAAAGUAUUCAGACCCCUUUACUUUUUCCACAUUUUGUUACGUUACAGCCUUAUUCUAAAAUUGAUUAAAUCGUUUUUUUCCCUCGUCAAUCUACACACAAUACCCCAUAAUGACAAACCAAAAACAGGUGUUAGAAGUUUUUGCAAAUGUAUUAAAAAUUAAAAACUGAAAUCACAUUUACAUAAGUAUUCAGACCCUUUACUCAGUACUUUGUUGAAGCACCUUUGCCAGCGAUAACAGCCUUGAGUCAUUUUGGGUAUGACGCUGCAAGGAUGGUCCCAGGUUUCCUCCAGAUGUGACGCUUGGCAUUCAGGCCAAAGAGUUCAAUCUUGGUUUCAUCAGACCAGAGAAUCUUGUUUCUCAUGGUCUGAGAGACCUUUAGGCAAACUCCAAGCGGGCUUACAUGUGCCUUUUACUGAGGAGUGGCUUCUGUCUGGCCACUCUACCAUAAAGGCCUGAUUUGGUGGAGUGCUGCAGAUAUGGUUUUCCUUCUGGAAGGUUCUCUCAUCUCCACAGAGGAACUCUGGAGCUCUGUCAGAGUGACCAUCGGGUUCUUGGUCACCUCCCUGACCAAGGCCCUUCUCUCCUGUUUGCUCAGUUUGGCCGGGCGGCCUGCUCUAGAAGAGUCUUGGUGGUUCCAAACUUUUUCCAUUUAAGAAUGAUGGAGGCCACUGUGUUCUUGGGGAUCUUCAAUGCUGCAGACAUUUUUUGGUGCCCUGUCUCAGAUCUGUGCCUCAACACAAUCCUGUCUCUUUACCACAGGUAGACUCCAAUCAAGUUGUAAAAACAUCUCAAGAAUGAUAAAUGGAAACAGGAUGCACCUGAGUUCAAUUUCGAGUCUCAUAGCAAAGGGUCUGAAUACUUAUGUAAAUAAGGUAUUUCUGUUUUUUGUUUUUAAUACAUUUACGCGAAUUUCUAAAUAUCUGUUUUUGCUUUGUCAUUAUGGGGUAUUGUGUGUAGAUUGAGGAAAUUAAAUAAUAUAAACAUUUUUAGAAUAAGGCUGUAACGUAACAAAAAGGGAAGGGGUCUGAAUACUUUCCGAAUGCACUGUAUACCAUGCGUAUCCCGUACAUACGACUAAAACUUGAAACUAUGCACAAUUCACUACUUGGGCAUCUCUGUCACAGACAUUGUCUGUUAACAAUUCAGAGGCAUGAGGGAAAAUUAUAUAUUCUCCUUUCCUAGAGCCUAGGCUAUUUUCCUAUCUAUUCCCAAUCCCACUGAAACCCAAAAUGACUCCUGUCUCACAUUACAAUUCUUAACUUUAUUCUGUAAUCCAUAGGUUGCAUAAUCCAAGCAGGUUUCUAGCCUAUGCAUGUCAAAAUACCGCUGUAACAUUUCCCUGCUUCUCUGUGCGGUCUCGUACCUGCUGCCCAUAUGAGAGCUUCGGUAGAGAAUGUGUGAUCAACAAACUGUAUGAGAGUAGAUAUGGAUAUUUUUUAAACAGUUGGCCCCGUUAAGAUACCUUUAUUUAAACUAUUUCCACUCUUCAUCACCCCAUUAUCCAUGAGCUUAUCUGCCAUCUGUAUAAUCAUAAACUAGAUUUUGCCAAAUAUAGGAGAUAACCUCCAACUAAUGACAGAAUAUCUAGCAAGCUUAGCAUCUUUGGUCAUUUGACUUUUGUGUUUGACAGCCGUUACAAAGUUUGUAUGAUUCGACAAUGCUAUACUCGGGUUGCGUCCUGAGCGCGCUCUGUGUUGAGAUAGCCUCCUGCUGAAAUGCGCUGAAUUGAGGAACAUAACGCUCAGAAUUAAUGAACGGCCUGUUUCGCAAUUCACAACGUAAUUGCCGAUCAAAGAUAGAGUAACUAUCAUGACUAAAUAUCAGUUUAAUUUGCUCUAAAGUCUUUACAUAGUUGCGCAGCGCCCCUCUUAUUUGCAGAGAACCCUGGCAUAGUGACCAUAUCUUGGUUUUAAAUGCUUUAAAUGGGCACUUCCGAUUUCUGUGGUAUUUCCCGGGACUCUCGGGAUAAAUACAUUUUUCCUGUAUUGAAACUUGGUAGAUUUUCAGGAAAAUAUUAAUCCCUAAUACGUACUCAACAAAUACUGUUUUUCCAACAGUAGUAUUAAAGUGAAGUUAUCACAGUGUAAUAAUGAAUCUUACAGGGACACAAUACCAUUUGAACAAAUGUACCCACAACAAGCCGCCAUUACAAUUCUUAUAUGGAGUGCAACAGUUGAAAGUUCCUUCUUAUAGACAAUCCAUUAUCCUAUCAUCACAUCUCACAAUCCCUCCUCACAACAGUUGACUUACUCACUAGAUGGCAGUGUUGUAUGGUCCACCUCUCACACUACCUCUCCCUGUAGCCUACAGCUUGCACAUUAUAACCACAAGUGGCUUUCAAAUGUGUUCCAAAGCUCCAAAAUCCAGUGGAACCUACUGUAGUGUAGGUGACAUAUGAUGCUGUUCUGGUAUUGUAUUGUUCUCUGCAAGUACAAUGGUGGGUUGGUACCAUAGCAGUUAACCCAGCUGCAAUGCUGACUCAUGGGUGUUUGUGUAAUCGCACUCCGAUAGCACCCGGGAAUUGCAACAGUAUUGGUGUAAGAUGGUGUGUGUCUAAGACAGACAUUACUUAUACGGCGCUCUGUGCAGCUGUGUCAAAGACACACACUUUCCGUCAGCAACAAUGUCUUAAGCAGUCAGGAUGUGCUUCGAGCCACUGCGCUGCCAUGGUGUGUAUUGCAGUUAGGUCAGCAGUCUGUUUAGUGAGCUGCUAAAACCUCUGUGCUGCUAAUCUCACAAUUUGACACUUCUGGGAUGCCAUACCCCUUGACAAACCUCUUGCUUGUCGGUUCUUUUUUGUGAACGAACAGGACUGAAGGGGAAUCCUUUCUAGGCUUACUGCGAUCAGGCAUUUGCUAAAUGACGUAAUGUAAAUGUAAAUGCAUUUGUUUGGAGUCUUUGCAGCAUGCUGCUGCUGUGGGAGUAGGCGUCAGUAUGGUUCAGCUGGCACCUAACCGAACAUGCUCGCAUACUCCCUUUAAAGACCUUCCCUUGAAAAACUAGAAAAAAGUGGCAAUAGUACUGUUUGUCCAAUUUGAGGUGCCAUAACCAGUGUACACUUCCUCAAAAUAUUAAGAAUUAAUCUAAGAUGACUCAAGAAAUCUGUCAUUAAUUUGGACAUUUUUGCUGAGGAUAUCUUAGUCGUGCAAUUUUACAUCUAACUAAUAUGUUAUUUCUCAAGUAUUUCUCAAGUGAAAAAAUGUGCAUGAAAAUGUUUUCUCUCGUUGAAUGACAACAAACACUUCACUUCAUUGAAGAAUCUUUACUGUUGACCAAUCACCGAUGAAGGGGCGUAGACUUCGGCUACCGACUAGAGAAAGGUGCAAUUGCGGCCCGCAAUUCGGGGCGUUCCUGCAUGUGGGAAUCCUGCAUCUGCAGGAACCCCUCUUUAUACUUCUGUUGGUCAAUUUGUCGUAACGUAACUGUCCUAACUUAAAAAUGGACCAAUAUAAUUAUAAACAACAAGGUGGAAUGCCCGCAGUUAUGUUAACGACGGCGAGAGCAUGUGUUCGGCAGGCGGGAGCGAAGGACACUGUGUGCUAGCUUAGCCAGCUAGUCCUAAGGAGGACUCCGGUACAGAGGAGGCUGGGAAGACACCGUGUGCUUGCAGCUAGCUAACUACCAAGCACACGGUGUCGCUAACUAUCAAGCUAGCUAGUACACGGUGUCGCCCCAGCCUCGCGCCUGCUGUGCGGUAGACAGUGUCCUUUUUUCGGUAUUUUAGAUUUUCUCCGGUACAUAGCAGGCGGGAUGCAGAAACUCCCGCAUGCAGGACCGCCCCGAAUUGCGGACUGCAGUUGCACACUAUUGACCGACUUCAGCUUGCCUUUAUACAUUUUUUGGUCUGCCCGAAUAGCCGAAAAACCCCUUGCCGAAGACCAAAAUGUCGUCAUAAAAUAUGUUUCAGCUGGGAAGCAUGCGGACAACUUAAGAUGGCUCCAGACACCCAACUAGCUGCCUGAUGGUAUUAGAAUUUGGGAGACGUGCGCUCUUGCAACUAGAGCUCUUGCAGCUGCCAGUGUAGCAUCAGCUCAGCCUCCACAGCUUUGUUUGUCUGUCUGUUUCUCUUUCUCUCCACAGAGUCUGACUCUGCAUGCAUUUCACAGCAUCUCUUGGUGAGAAGAGGAAUGUAGCUCUCUCCCCGCCACCUCUCUUGCACCCCAUCUCUCUCCCUCUGGGUCUCUGACUUGGUCACAAAACCAUACCCCUCUUAUAAUCAUAAAGGACUUAUUUUCAUCAUGGCAAAACCAUACCCCUCUUACAAUCAUAAAGGACUUAUUUUCCAUCAUGGUUUUCAUGAUGAAAAUAAGUCCUUUAUGAUCAUAAGAGGUGCACCAUUAACUGUGCAAAUAUAGCAUAUUGUAGAAGUUAUAUAUGCAUUUGUGGUUGAGCAGUAUCAUCCUUUUACAUUGAACAAAAAUAUAUACACAACAUGUAAAAUGUUGGUCCCAUGUUUCAUGAGCUGGGGAAAAAGAUCCCAGAAAUGUUCCACACGCACAAAAAGUGUAUUUCUCUCAAAUGUUGUGCACAAAUUUGAAGAGUAUUUCUGUCUGUAAUAAAGUCCUUUUGUGGGAAAAAACUCAUUCUGUUUGGCUGGGCCUGGCUCCCCAGUGGGUGGACCUAUGCCCUCCCAGGUCCACCCAUGGCUGCACCCCUGCCCAGUCAUGUGAAAUACAUGUCCAAUCCUACUGAAUUUAUAUCAAUUGACUGAUUUCCUUAUGAACUGUAACUCAGUAAAAUCUUUGAAAUUGUUGCAUGUUGCGUUUAUAUUUUUGUUCAUCAUACAUUAUUACAUCCACUCCUCUGAGCUAUUGACUUAUUUGUACAUUUAGGACAUACAAUAAAAAAAGAAUGCUGUUUUUCGCCUUACAGGUAUAAGGAGGGAGGAGAGGCUCUGCUCGUCCUGCUGCCCUCCGAGGAGGAGAGCAUGCUGUCCCAGCUCCAGGAGAAAAAAGUCCCCAUCAACAGAAUCCAGUGA
Coregonus sp. 'balchen' is the source of this 18965-nucleotide messenger RNA. Lineage: Eukaryota; Metazoa; Chordata; Actinopteri; Salmoniformes; Salmonidae. The record is from the annotation of a GenBank genome assembly.